GCAGGUUCAAUAUCGGGGAUGGGUCUAUCGAUGGAAUCAAGAUGGCGACUCUGGCAAAAGCGCCAAUAUAUUUACUGAAGUAGAUGUCUAAAAUUAACCGCGUAGGCCGGUUUUCUCCAGCCCCUCGGGGGUUUGUGAAAAAUGAAGACUGGAAACAUGCUCAGGAAGAGGAAUUGACCGGGUUUAAUACCGAAACUUAGUCAGCGAGAUGUGCGAGAGCUAUGCCCGCUCGCUGCUGCGUGUGUCGGUGGCGCAGAUCUGCCAGGCUCUGGGCUGGGAUGCCGUUCAGCUCACUGCCUGCGAUCUGCUGUCCGAUGUGUUGCAGCGAUAUAUCCUGCAGAUGGCCAGGGUCUGCCACCGGUACACCGAGCUCUAUGGAAGAACAGAUCCUGUCCUGGAUGAUGUCAGCCAGGCCUUCAAGCUGCUGGGUGUGAGUCUGAGUGAACUGGAGGACUAUGUGCACAACCUGGAGCCCGUGACAUUUGCCCAUCAGACACCACUCUUUCCUGUUAGCAAAAACAAUGUCCUGCAGUUUCCCCAGCCUGGAGCCCGAGAUGCAGAGGAAAGGAAGGACUACAUUCCACAUCACAUGCCACCCCUGGUCUCCUUACAAGAAGAAGAAGAGGAGGAGGAGGUCCUUGCUGACAUGGGCACUUCAGCUGAAGCAAUGCAGGUGGAACUGGAAGAGGAUGAGGAGGAGAUUGAAGAUGACGAGGCAGUCAAUGAUGAGAACAAUCCACUGAAAAGGCACCUAGACAGUCCCGAUGCAGCUAUUGGCAUGAUGCCGACUUCUAAGAGACCACGCAUGUACCCUGGCCUCAGCCCAGAAUGGGGGGUUGAGCCCCGGGAGCCCCUCACUUCUCUCAACCCACAACGUGUUCCCCCAGGCAUACUGCCUUCUCAUGAUAGCCUCGACCCCCUGUCGCCUGAGUCUCCCCCUGGAGCCCUGCCUUCCUUCAGACCUCAGCUGGCAGUACCAAAACACCCUGAGCAAAAGGGCCUCACCACUCCUGGAAGGAAGCCUAAAGUCUCAUCUCCUGGCAGACAAAGGACUAAGUCCCCUAAAGGGGUCAUUCCUGUUCCGGUGGGUGGCAGUCCCAUCCAUUCUCCAAAUCCAUCUAAGGAAAGGAAGAAAUCACCUGGCAGAACUAAGAGUCCUAAAAGCCCCAAGAGCCCAAAGAUGGUUUCAGUCAAAGCAUCUCAACCGCCAAGCAAGACAGAGAGUAUGCACAAGCUACCGCUGUCUGCGAUCAGUGAGAGGAUGGGCAAAGAGAACAUCCAUAUGCGUCAAAAUAUAGAGGACAGGGCAUUAGCUGAAGGUGCUUUCAAGAAACUAGAGCCUGAUAACACAGCUAUAGAUGACUCAAUUGAUGCUGUGAUAGCCAGAGCUUGUGCAGAGCGGGAGCCCGAUCCUUUUGCUUUCUCAUCAGGUUCUGAUUCAGAUAGCAAUGGUCUCUCCAGCCCCAGGAGGCUGACCAUCAUGGAGCCAUCUACACCUAAAAACCAGAGUGGGGCCAGCAACUCUAUGAAAGACACAUCAACACCUCUUCAUCUACAGGCACACAUAGGCCAAGGAAACUGGACUAUGGACGAUUCAAUAAAUGAGGUUAUCCGAAAGGUCAACCAGGGGGGUCCGUCUGCACCCCCACCAAGCCAAGGAGUAUUUGUAUCAUCAGGAUCAGCCUCACCACCUACACCAGAACCUUUGCUCAAGGUGUUUGAGGAGAAGAAUAAGAUUGUGUCAUCAGUAGAGGUCAAGAAAAAGCUGAAGAAGGAGCUUAAAACUAAAAUGAAGAAGAAAGAUAAAGACAAGCAGAAAGACAAAGAUCGUGAAAAGGACAAGGGCAAGGUAAAAGAGAAGAAUAAAGAUAAGAACAAGGAUAAAAACAAGGAGUUUUCCAAAGAUAUCAAGAUGCCCUGGAAGGAUUUUGGAAUCAAGGAUGAUGAGCACUUUGUUCAGAGAGACCUGAAUCUGCCUGAGGGGUCCAUCAAGAUAAAGUCCAGAGAUGGAGAUGUCCCUAAAAAAGAGAAGGAAAAGCACAAAGACAAAAAGAAGGACAAAGAAAAAAAUAAAAAGGACAAAGAUAAGAAGGAGAAGAAUAAAGACAGAAACAAGGACGACAGGCAGAAACAGUCUGCGCUAGCUCCCUUUGCUCUGGGUGAAGUCCUACCACUGUUUAGCCCGUCAGCUUGCCUUCGCAUGCCCGCUAUACUUCCUCCUCUGCCUCCAAUGCUCCAGGAUAAAGACGUGAAAAGCAAAGAGAAGGAAAAGAAGAAAGACAAGAAGGAGAAGAAGAAAAAGAAAGAUAAGGAGAAGGACAAGGAGCGGGAAAAGGCCAAAGAAAAGGAGAGGGAGAAAGAAGAGAAGAGGAAAGAAAAGGAGAGGGAAAAGGAGAAACGGGAAAAGGAGAAGGAAAAAGAGAGAAUUAGAUUGGAGAAGGUAAAAGAUGAAACUCCAGCUGUUUUACCAUCUCCAGUCAUCCCCCGACUGACACUCAGAGUGGGAGCAGGCCAAGACAAAAUUGUUAUCAGCAAGGUGGUUCCGAAUUCAGAGUCAAAGACACCAGCGCCAAAGACCCCUGCUGCCAAGUCUGGACCUGGGAAUCGCCCUCGGACACCUCCACCUCCUCCCAUGCUCACACCAAUUGUACCCAUUCUGCCUCCACCUGCGUCUCCACUUCCAGUAGCUCCGGCUCCGGUGUCAUUGCUCUCGCUGGGCCCCAUGUCUUCUCCUGCCACUUCCGUCAAACCACCAGUCCGCAGCGUAGUUACUGAAACUGUGAGUGCCUACGUGAUUCGAGACGAAUGGGGAAACAAGAUCUGGAUUUGUCCUGGAUGCAACAAACCUGAUGAUGGCAGUCCCAUGAUAGGAUGUGAUGAUUGUGAUGAUUGGUAUCAUUGGCCCUGUGUUGGAAUCCACGCAGCGCCACCCGAGGACCAGUCGUGGUUCUGCGUUAAAUGUUCCAGCAAGAAGAAGGACAAAAAACACAAGAAAAAGAAACACAAACCACACUGAGACUAUGCAAAAAAAGCACACAUUUUGGACUUUUUUUCCAGACUGAAAGCCAUCACUGAACAUUUGUGGCACUGCUGUAAAAUUAAAAAGAAAGAAAUUUUUGGCUGAUACUAACUUGUAAUGAUUUUUUUAACGAUGUCAGCCGUGAUGCAUUGUGAUUUACUAAGAAGAAAUGGCUUCAACCAGCACAUAAUUCAGCCUUUGUCCUCAUAUGAGCUCUGGUUUCCCCUCUGGUGCACCAGUAAAUUGUUUGCUUGUCCAGUUGUAGAUCACAACACUUGUGUUUGUAUGAGGAGACUUGUCAGUUUGUGUGAGCUGAGGGCUAAAACAGAGCAGGACUGGAGAACAGCUCACAUAUGUUGUCUACAUUUCUUUCCUUCAUGUUGCUUCAAAGGAAUGACCACCAUGUCGAACUUUCCCACGGUUUUCUGCAGUAUCAUUGUACAUAGUGAUGAUGGCACCAGACGUGUGUGUAUGUGUGUGUGUAUAAAAGUGUAAAUACCAACAUCCAAGCCAAGUGCAUUUUGUCCUUAGGAUUCUGAAUUGUUAAAUCCAUUUUCAGAUAUUGGUUUUUAACUCAAAUCAUUUUCUGUACAUUUUUUAAAUUUAAAGUUUGUAUUUUUAUUUUUUUCUUCAUAUGGAUUUGUCCCCCGGAAUUAUAAUGUAGCCAUGCUUGUAAUGUAACUAAUUUCGCUGAUACUUCAAUAUUAAAGAUGAAUAGUCUGUGUACUCGCAGACUUUAAGACCUAAA
Messenger RNA from Solea solea (common sole), 3767 nucleotides. It is a transcript of the gene taf3, whose product is annotated as TAF3 RNA polymerase II, TATA box binding protein (TBP)-associated facto. Lineage: Eukaryota; Metazoa; Chordata; Actinopteri; Pleuronectiformes; Soleidae. Bases 209 to 3016 code for a protein of 935 amino acids. Gene Ontology annotation, cellular component: transcription factor TFIID complex. The record is from RefSeq and is a predicted model, not a curated record. The transcript is spliced from 7 exons. Gene Ontology annotation, molecular function: protein heterodimerization activity.